Molecule: messenger RNA, 5056 nt
Organism: Etheostoma spectabile (orangethroat darter)
Lineage: Eukaryota; Metazoa; Chordata; Actinopteri; Perciformes; Percidae
Exons: 8
Coding region: 2537-5056 (839 amino acids)
Source: RefSeq, a predicted model, not a curated record
GUGAGAAAGCGCCGUGUGCUGGUGCAGCUCCUGUGCGGCUGUGUGUAAUCUAGUGUUUAGCAGCUGUUGAGAUGAAACCGUGGUUUAAGGCUGUGUGAUUAAUCAGCGAUGCCGCUUGUAUGUGGGUGUGUGAGCGUGUGUAAAUGGUCUGCAUGUAGUAGAGAGUGCGAGAGAGAGGAUUUGACCCACCGAUGGCCUGCCAGUGUAACAGUGGUUGUAAAUACCUCGCUAUGACCUGAGUUCCGCACCAGAGUCGAACAAGAUGUUUAAAUGAAGCCCUGGUUAAGGCUUGUUUAUUCUGAGCGCUAAAGGGUGUUUAUCUUAGCGGCAGGGGUCUCGGAGUUGAAGCAGAUGUCAAUGAACUAGUGAUGGGAUGAGCUCUGGGAAAAGUCCUCCAGAGCCUGUGAUUGCUAGGGAAAUUAGUUAUGCUACCUGUGGGGGGCCAACAUGUGUUUUUUCACCAUAGUCCUUCCCAUAGGGUAUAAACAGAGUCCAUGUUUAUACAGCUAAAUGAAGACACAGAGUGUUAAGCGUUAUAUUGCUAUGUGCUUCUCAAUGCAGUCCUUUCCCAUGGGGUGUAAACAGAGCCUCUGCUUACACAGCUAAAUGAAGAAACAGGUGGUUAUAGCGUGGUAGAGACACGCUCUUAGCGGCCACAGAGCUUGUUUUGAUACUUAAUACUUUGAUGUAAAUAUCCCUUUUAUAAUCAAGAAAACAGUACAAGUGGACUCCUGUCAUCACUUUAUCUAGCAUGCCUCAGCCAGUACGAUAGCUAACGUACAAAAAGCAGCAAGGGUGCGUUUUUCUAGGAGAUAAUAUUAUUUGUACACAGAAUCAAACAGAGAGCGGUUGAUUUUCCCCCCGAGUGUCGCAGAGUGCGUAGCUUGUCAAAGCUAGUGGAAAUAAAAGUGAGUAACGUAUCAUAUUCAGUAAAUGAGGAAAGGGUGAAUGACAAUGAAGCUUCACAGUGUGCGGGGAUGAUUAAACACUUAUGGUGAAGGCUCAAGGAUACGGAUGGGAUACAGACGUGUGUGUGUGUGCGCAGCGAAGUGUGCAUGUUGUGCAAUAGUGUGUGUGUAAAUCUAACGUUGUGUUUAGCUAGCUAGAUAGUUAGCAUUAACCGUAGUGUGUGUGUUCGUUAUAACCUUAAGGGUAAAGGUUAUGUGAUCUGAUUAUUAGUAUGUGAGCAUUUUGCAGUGCAUAAUGUUUUCAGACAGUCUAGGCAUCUGUGUAGCGCUGUGACGCCCCCUAUAGUACAUUAGGAAGCCCAAUGGUUAUCCGUAGAAUUGUCACAUGAUCUUAAGGGUCAGCCCCACAUCCUACCCCCAUAAGUAACAAAGUUUAGUUAGCACGGCUUUUCAUUUCGGCUCAUCUCAGCUGGUCUUGUUAGCGAUCCGGUUAGUCUGAAUUUCCACGUGUGUUUUCUUUUUUAUUAAAUCUUCGAUAUUGGAUGGCGUACAAAGAUUCGAAUAGAAUGGUCCUCUCCAACAGGGUUAGGGUGGUUAGCAUACGACGCUGAUGAGAACGAUUUUCAAGAACCAACCCAGAACAUAAGGCCCCGUGUAAACCGAUUAAGAAGGCGAUGGACGGCAGGAGUUCUGACCGCUGCUAACCGGGAUUUAACAAAACGGUUGGCACCACUACCACUUCUACCCGACGGCAACGCCAAGCUCCAUAAAGCGAACAACUCCGCAGAGGCCUCCGACACGUCACCUGCAGAGACGGAUCUUGAACAUUUGCGAAAAUUGUCCGACAAUUUACAAAGGUUUGGACCGAUAAACGACCAGGACCCCGAGGCUAAUCACAUCACAACAGGGGAUGAUGCGCCUACUCCGGGGGGACACAGAAUUAUGUCCAACAAGGGUAGGACAUGAACCGCUGACGCCAACUCUCAUCGAAUUACAAAGGGGCGCAGCGUUAAACGUACAGUCGAACACGGCAGGACAGCUGCGACCAGGUGUAGAGGAGGGGAUUGGAGCCCCAGAAGUAAAUGAUGAUGACCCCAAUGUGUCAAUACUACCAGACCAAGGACCUGUCACUUCAGAAGAGGAUGCCGAGGCUGCACUGAUCCACGCAUAUGGACUCAACGAACCCGGUGCGUCCGCUGAUUUAAGAAUUAUACCAGUGCAUGAGAAAUAUGUGAAUUUAUCAAGUGGUGACAUUCAGCAGUUAGGUCAGAGCAAUCCUCUUGAACAGUAUGUAGCAACAGACACAACUCAAGAACCGGUGACAUUAUCAGACGGUGAAGAUUUUUUCAAUUCCUGGGUUGAUCUUAGUCAAAUACAGACCCCUGCCGAUUCUAUAAUUGACGUCAUAAAUGUUAAAAUAGACAAUCUCCGUGGUGAUGUAAAAGAUCAAAUCAAAAGCGUCUUAGAAAAGAAUGCAGCAUUAGAGACAGCCGUCUUAGAAAAGAAUGCAAAAUUAGAGGCGUUGGUAAAAACACUAAUUGCGCAAAAUUGGCGACAGUUCAAACUCCUUUACAAGCAGCGACAAUCAGAAAACGCAAACACCAAGGCUAAACUUGAUUAACUUGAAAAUGGAUCCCCCCCGUAAAAGAAAAAAAAAAUCAAAGCAUCUAGAGAAUCCGGAUAGUGAUGAUGAUUUAUUAUCAUUAUUCGAAAACGAUCCAAAGAGUGACUACGAACAUGCAAAAAUUAUUGAAAGGUGCUACAAAAUUUCAGGUUUUGAAUACAAUAUAGACAAUGAAAUCGAUUAUGAUGAUGAUGAAUUCCUGGCAAAGUGUGACAAACAACUGACAGAAUAUGAAAAAAAGGAAGCAACACCGUUGUUAAAUUCAGACAGGCUGGUAUCUAGUGUGUAUGAGGACUCCCAUGCGUCAGAACAUCUAUGCAUACCUGAGCAAAACCCUCCACACACCUGCUUAAAUACAGACAGCGUACCGUCCACCAGCACUGCAUCGCUACACAGAACACCCCUAAUACAGACAGAGGCAGCUGAUGUACAGACGAUGCGCACACCAGGGCCAAACCCUGCACAACAAUUUCUAAAUACGGACAGUAGACCAUCUACCAGCACAGCGUCGCCAUACACACACAGGCAGGGCGGAGGCAGGGUAACAAACGCUAUAAAUGUCAGAGAAAUUCCGAAAUUUAAUGCUGCUGAAUUCCGUCAGAACAUCUCAUUGAGUGGAAUAGAUUUGACUGAUGUUAGUAGCGUCCCAUCGCAGGUUCACAGUAGCCUAACAGGCUUGAUUAACACAGCAUUGCAAUCCACAAAACAAGACAGCGUAUUGAAUGUGGUAUUAAGGGGUCCAGCGUUGGCUGAUGAUAUACAAACCGUGUUACAUGCAUGCGAUGACUACAACGUCGACUCAUUUCUAGAUCAAAUAGCUCAAGCGCUGCAGAGUAACAACUCAUCAUUAACCGAUGAUUCUCUAGAGUUUGUCGUCACAGUGGCACGUAGCAUGUCAGGAGGGGCUAGGUGUAAACUAGGCUCCGUGGGUUAUGACGACAUCAUACAACGGAAGAUUAAUUCACUUUUUAAUCCUAUGAAUACAGGAGAUGGGCUAUGCUUUGGGAUAUGCCUCGCGUACUAUGCUAAUGAGAAUAUGUCUAAAGACGAAAGACUAGACUAUGCAAAGCGCCUGUAUAGUGAAUUGGGGUAUGAACAUUCACACUAUGUAUCAUUUUCUGACAUUGACAAGUUUCAGAAGCAUUUGAAAAUUAAGAUCAUAAUAUUUCAUCAAGCUGCCGGCUGCAAAAACCCCCAGCUUUUUAAAACGCAUGAUGAGACAAAUGAACGUACUGCGUGGCUGUAUCUACAUGAUGACCACUACUACCUCAUUAAAAACAAAACAGCAUUUUUCGGAGCCCCCUAUGUCUGUGAUGGCUGUUACGCCCCAUACACAAAUUAUCUUACACACGGCUGCAGCAUGAACUGCAAUGUGUGUCAGACCGCGUGUUUUCGCAAGCCCGGUAAUACGGUGCGCUGCGGUGAUUGCAAACGCAUUUGCAAAUCCCAGCAUUGUCUAGCCCAGCAUAAGCUAAUGAAUGCAAAACAUCACUUUAUCCCAUGCGACAGGAUAAAAUACUGCGAUAAUUGCGGCAAGACAUACCAAGUAUGGAAAAAAGGAAAAAAACACGUUUGUAAAGCACUAAAAUGCACACACUGCAGGGAAGACAUGAUAGAACCAAAACAUGAAUGUUAUAUUCAGCCUCUCAAGAAAACACCAGCCGGUGCAAAAUACAUAUACUACGACUUUGAAACACGUUACCAGAAUGAUAGACACGUUGCCAACUAUGUCUGUAGCCUUGAUUCGAGCGGCUCAAAGUACUGUUUCUCAGGAACAAACUGUGUGGCAGCCUUUGUUAAGCAUUACAGAAGACCACGCUAUAGAAAUGCAACCUUCAUAGCACAUAAUGCCUCAGGGUUCGACAGCUACAUAUUGCUGGAAUAUUUUGUAAUGCAAAAUAUCUGUCCAACACUCAUAAUGAGGGGGUCCCGCGUUAUCUCAAUGUUUGACGACAACUUCAAACAGAGAGACAGUGUGGCCCUGACCUACGAAGGGGCCUACAUAAAGCCAAAUAAGACACAUUCUGAUGUGUCAAUGCAGUGGUUAGGAUAUCUGUCACAUAGAGAGAGCAUUGUCAUCCAACAUGCACUCAAUGGGGGUGAAAAAACCUUUGGGCCGUAUUCGGUCGAUGGGUACUGCGACGUCACCCAUACGGGUGAGGAGAAUCAGACAACACAAUGUUGUCACAACGACCGUGAGAGACAGUUGGCGGGGACGUGGGUCUCAUUCGAGCUGCAGAAGGCGUUGGAAAAAGGCUAUAAAAUAGCUCACAUUGAUGAAGUCUGGCACUUCCCGAAAAAAUCCGACAGUCUUUUUAAAGAGUAUGUGAAAACAUUCCUUAAACUGAAACAGCAAGCGUCAGGAUACCCCGGUAAUGUCAAAACGGAAGAUGAGAAAAAAGCGUACAUUGAGAAUUAUUACGCUAGAGAAGGCAUCAGACUUGAGCCCAAUAAGAUAGCUGUCAACAAAGCGGCGGUCCAAAAUGCUAUGCGUAUCGAACAGCCCAGGGAGCCACCCAAGUGA